Messenger RNA from Spea bombifrons (plains spadefoot toad), 4228 nucleotides. RefSeq names its product solute carrier family 6 member 1 (gene SLC6A1). Gene Ontology annotation, molecular function: gamma-aminobutyric acid:sodium:chloride symporter activity. The transcript is spliced from 15 exons. Bases 357 to 2156 code for a protein of 599 amino acids. The record is from RefSeq and is a predicted model, not a curated record. Lineage: Eukaryota; Metazoa; Chordata; Amphibia; Anura; Pelobatidae. Gene Ontology annotation, biological process: sodium ion transmembrane transport; neurotransmitter transport. Gene Ontology annotation, cellular component: cell surface; axon; plasma membrane.
CAUGAAUUCCAGAGAGCGAGCAGGAGAUGACACAGACAGAGGUGUGUCUAAAUGCUGAUGUGGAGGGAGAGCUGAAUUGGAGCUGUGCAGAGCUGAUCGGAGCUGGGAGCAGCUGAAUUGCUUUCGCAUUGAGCUGGAAUGAGCAGAAAAUGAGCACAGAGUGUGGGAAACCUUCGCUCACAGAUCAGGAUUUAUCCAUAUAACCCUGACUGUUCGUCAUCCACAUCUGAGAAGUUCUCAAAUCAUCUUUAUAACCCCUAGUGAAGUAAGAAGGAGCCGCGAAGCUGCUGUCCACGUGGACUGGUGCUGAAAUCUCUCGAUUGGCUACCCGGCACAGCCAUUCCAAGCCAAGAGACAUGGCAACAAAUGGAACUAAGAUGGCAGAUGGCCAAAUUUCUACAGAAGUUAGUGAGGCCCCUAUCACUAACGAUAAACCUAAAACCUUGGUAGUCAAGGUGCAAAAGAAGAGGCCAGUGGAUUUGGAACGAGAUACAUGGAAGGGAAGAUUUGACUUCCUUAUGUCCUGUGUUGGUUAUGCCAUAGGCCUUGGAAAUGUCUGGCGAUUCCCAUACCUUUGUGGAAAAAAUGGAGGCGGGGCCUUCCUUAUUCCAUAUUUCUUAACUCUUAUUUUUGCGGGAAUGCCUCUGUUUCUCCUGGAAUGUACUUUGGGACAAUAUACAUCCGUCGGAGGCCUUGGAGUCUGGAGACUGGCCCCUAUGUUUAAAGGUGUGGGGCUGGCGGCUGCUGUCCUCUCUUUUUGGCUAAAUAUUUAUUACAUUGUUAUCAUUGCGUGGGCCAUAUAUUACCUGUACAAUUCAUUCACUACAUCCCUGCCAUGGAAACACUGUGACAAUUACUGGAACACGGAACGUUGUUUCUCCAAUUACAGCCUCCUAAACACCACUAACAUGACAAGUGCCGUGGUUGAAUUUUGGGAACGUAACAUGCACCAAAUGACAGACGGGCUAGAGAAACCUGGACACAUCCGGUGGCCUUUGGCUAUCACAUUGGCCAUUGCGUGGAUUCUUGUCUAUUUCUGUAUUUGGAAAGGAGUUGGUUGGACUGGAAAGGUUGUAUACUUUUCUGCCACCUACCCCUACAUCAUGCUGGUCAUAUUAUUCUUCCGAGGGGUGACCUUGCCUGGAGCGAGAGAAGGCAUUUUAUUUUAUAUAACUCCAGAUUUCAGCAAACUUUCCGAUUCUGAGGUUUGGCUUGACGCUGCUACUCAAAUCUUCUUCUCGUAUGGUUUGGGGCUCGGAUCUCUCAUAGCCCUGGGGAGUUACAACCCUUUUCACAACAAUGUUUACAGAGAUUCCAUUAUCGUCUGCUGUAUUAAUUCAGCCACCAGUAUGUUUGCAGGAUUUGUUAUUUUCUCCAUCGUUGGAUUCAUGGCUCAUGUCACUAAAAGACCGAUAGCACAAGUCGCAGCUUCAGGGCCUGGAUUGGCGUUUUUAGCCUAUCCUGAAGCGGUCACCCAGCUGCCAAUAUCCCCGUUAUGGGCCAUCUUAUUCUUCUCCAUGUUGCUGAUGCUUGGAAUCGACAGUCAGUUCUGUACCGUGGAGGGAUUCAUUACGGCACUUGUCGAUGAGUUUCCCAAACUGUUACGCAACCGAAGAGAAAUAUUCAUUGCGAUUGUGUGUGUUGUCUCCUAUUUGGUGGGACUGUCCAAUAUAACUCAGGGUGGCAUUUACGUGUUCAAGCUUUUUGACUAUUAUUCAGCCAGCGGGAUGAGUCUCCUCUUCCUUGUGUUCUUUGAAUGCAUCUCUAUAUCCUGGUGUUACGGGGUCAACAGAUUCUAUGAUAACAUUGAGGAGAUGGUUGGCUACAGACCCUGCCUGUGGUGGAAACUCUGCUGGUGUUUCUUCACACCUAUUGUGGUUGCUGGUGUGUUUCUUUUUAGUGCCGUCCAAAUGACUCCACUGACCAUGGGAAGUUAUGUCUUUCCAUCUUGGGGACAAGGCGUUGGUUGGUUCAUGGCUCUGUCUUCAAUGGUGUUGAUUCCAGGUUACAUGGUGUAUAAGUUCCUCUCCCUUAAGGGUUCAUUAAAACAGCGCCUACAAGCGAUGAUCCAGCCCAGUGAUGAUGUUGCUCACUCCGAAAAUGGUCCGGAGCAAUUGUCACAAAGCAAUUCUGCAAACAAAGAAGCAUAUAUAUAAUAUUGAUACUGUAUUCUAACAAGUCUUUGAAUACAAAAUGGUUGAUAUGACCACAAAUUUACAUCUGGAAUAAAUGAAUUUACCUACCUCCUGUGGCAAAAAAGGGAUCCAUCACCCGUAGAGCACAAGGAAAUCAACUAGGUUAUUUUAUUACCGCUUUGUGGAAACCACGAUGAAAUGGUUUGCGUCUUCAGGCUACUGAGACUGUUAAUGUUUUUAUCUUUCCGCAAGAUUUAUACACAAAAUAUUCCAUUUUUAAAAAUACUUGGCAAGAAGAGCUGAGGUUUUGUGUAGCAUAUUUUUAAUGAUUUACAAAUACAUUCCUUACAGGCAGCUCCAGUAAAUUGAAAUACAAUUUUUUUUCUUUACUAUUUUUACACUCCAGACUUUUCUAAAAAAAAAUGUUAAAUUAAAUUUAAACCUCUCAUAAAUACGGCAUUUUUAUUUGGUUCUAGUUUCCGUGUGAUUUCAAUCCAUUAGCAAAAUUACUACACAUUCUUUCUGAAUGAAAGCUCAGAAGCACAAAUGAAUUCAGGAAAUUUUAUGAGGACCAAACAGAACAAGUGCAUAUUGUAACAGAAAAUCUAAAAUAACAAAAAUGGAUCCGAGAUAAAAUGAACACCAGCAUAGUUUAGAACUCAUAAAUAAAAAAAUUGCAGCCGCAUGAGAUAAAAUCAAUCAUUAUAAUACAUUAACAGCUGUAACUGUCUAAUGAGUGUGAAAGGAGACUAUGAUUUUACGAUAAGGGCAUUCUCAAGAAAACAUUGUAGUCUUCUUCAAUUCUCUGCCAAAUUGUGUAAAGCACACGAUUGUUAUACCCUCGUGGUUAAUAAUAAUUAUACAAAAAUCAGGAAGAUACAUUGAUAGAGACCUUUAAGCCACAAAACACCCCUGCUCUGACCUAGCACACCUUUCAAAUAAAUACUAUUUCAUAUUGCUCAUCAAAAUGAAGUCAGAAUAAUAUAUGUGUAGUUACUGCAUUGGAAUCUGACUUUGGUUGAGUGGCAGCUACGACGAGACUUGGGGUAAAUGCUGUAUUUAUAUAUUUUAAAUGACUGUGACCGAAUUGCACAAUGGUCAUGUUUACGGGCCACUUUUUGUGCAUUUUCCAGUGUUAUAUAGCACACCCAUAAACUUAGAGCUAGUAUAUGGUACAGUGUUAACUGUGAAUGUUGGUUUUGUUCGUCAUUAUUGUCCAAAGAGUAAAAAAAAAAAAUAUAUAAAAUAUAUAUAUAUAUAUAUAUUAUGUUCUUGCAAUAAAGUAAUAAUUUCACAAAGUCAAGCACAUUAUGAUAGAAAAUGUAUACAGAUAUUUUAACAGACUUUGUAUGGCAGUAUUGUUUAGUAAAGCCUGAAUCGUCUUAUCUUAAAUGUACAAUAUUCUGUAUAGUAUAUUGUUUUCAAUGUCUGUAGCUGGAUCCUUUGGAAAGCCGAUCAAAUGUCUUGCUGUACCACUAAUUUGUAUAUUUUACAAUCUGUCUAACAUUUUGUUUGUGAAUGAUUCAGUUUCUAAUCGUUUUAUGUAUGUACUAAAGUCCAAUGUUGUUCUAAAAAAAAAAAAUACAAAAAAUAACGUAUUAAAUGUUUGAUUGUACCCAAAUAUUACAUAAAGAUUUGGUGCGCUUCGUAGCAGCCUUCUAUACAAAUAUAUGCUUUAGCAAGAUAGUGUCGUAGGAACUACUGUGUUUCGAUUGUGAAUAGACGUACCCUUUUGUAGUAUUUGCCCUGAGAACAACCUGUCUAAAUAUUAUGAUCAAAUAAGCUUACCUGCAAUAAGAGUUUAUCAUCAAGAUACAAAUACAUUUAUCUCUAUAUAAAAAUAUAUAUGUAAUGUAUCAUAUACAUAGUCUAAAUAUAUAUAUAAAUAUAUAUAUAUAUAUAUACAGAGUCUGAUUUUAAAAUACAGUAUUAUAUACAUUUAGGAACCUGCAAUAUGUUCUAUGGACCAAAUGUAAUAUAUUUAUAAGAUGCAUUUGAAAUGUCUUUUAAAUGGUGUCAAACUGUACUUAUAGCACGGUGGUCAUGUAUGCUUACAAACAUAGACAUUCAAUAAAGGAUAUAUUACACAGUAA